AUGCCAUACAAUACAAACUCAAAUGAAAUUAUAUCCCGAAAACUUGAUGCUAUUCUAACAAAAGUGGAAGAAGAAUCAAAGGCAACACGUCAAUCUUUAAUAAAUUUUGAACAAGAAAUACAAGAUCGCUACGAUGAGGUGAAACAACAAAUGGAAGUAUUAGAGCAAAAUGUAAUAACGAUCGAAAAGAAAUUUGAAGAUCUUUCGGAGCGCACAUGCAACUUAAUUAAGAACAUCUGUACAGCACUUCUUGGUCCACAAGCCUCGCAAGGUAAAAAGUGGAAAUCGUACUGGCAAGAACAAAUCAAAGCAUUAGAUGAUGUACAAUUGUCUCUAUCGAAAUCUGAUCAAUGA
Rotaria sp. Silwood1 is the source of this 354-nucleotide messenger RNA. The record is from the annotation of a GenBank genome assembly. Lineage: Eukaryota; Metazoa; Rotifera; Eurotatoria; Philodinida; Philodinidae.